AUGGUGAACGCUGAAAAUACACGUGCAGCAUUUUCUGGACUUAUUGAUAAACCUCCACUAACUGAUCAUCUACUUGCACGACCACCUUUCAAAUUUAUUCUCGAUGUUGUUUCGUCAACAAUAUCCAAAACGGGUUAUUUAAAGGAUCAAUUCCCUUCCGAUGCCUUGAAUCCUUCGAAAUUAACGGACAAGGCCGCCAAAAUGGCUUUUCUGGAUUCGUUAAUUCAAAUUCUCAACGACGGCUCAUUGGAUGAUGUUAAAUCUUCAAAAAUUGUAGCAGGAAAAGAACCUGAUCUUACAAAUUUGUUGCUAAUAAAAUUAGCGGAAGGAGCUCGGGCACACGUGAAAGCAAAGAAAUCAAGUAAACAUUCACGAAGUUCCCAUCGCGAAGAAAGUUCCGAGAAAUCGUCUAAAACGAAGCAUCGUUCAAAAAGCAGAGAGCCUAAGGAGGAGAAAACGAAGAGUCGAUCUAGUAGUAAGCAUCGAGAAGAAAAGGAGAAAGAAGAGAAGAAGGAUAAAAAGAGCACGAAAGAACGGGAGUCCGAUCACAAAAGCAGUAAAAAGAAAAGCAGCAAGACCGAUGAAGAGAAAAAGAAGAAGAAAGAGAAAAAAGAAAAUGAACCGACGGAGAAAAUUGUGGAGAAGCAGGAAGAGAAAGAACGAGAUAUUAACAGUAAUGAAGUGGAACAUCAUAUAGAUCAAGGAUUUGAUGAACCAUCAUCAUCACAUGCUGAUAGUCCUAAAUCACCUGCGAAUGCAUUCUCUCCGGCAAAAACUGAUGACAGCGGUGUUAGUGACAUGACGGAAAGUCCACGUAUGCCAAUUGUAGAAAGACCGAUGACUGGUGCAGUUGCGAGACCGCAAACCUCUAUGGGUCGACCAGGAACAGCAGCAGCACGUCCAGCUCCUCCAAAAUUAAAACGAAAACAAAUAGCAACCGUGGAAGAAACUAGUAGUACGCCAGCGCAGCCUACAGCUGAGCUGAUAAGUGAAGCGAUCACAGCUGCACCUGAAGAAACAUUUCUUGUGGAAGAAGAAGAACCGGAAGAAUUUGUCCCUGACACUUUUAAGCCCUCCGAAGCCGAGCUUCCUAACGAUGAAAGAGGAGGUCUUGUGCAGAAAAUGAUAGAUACAACAGCUGAAUUUGACGACGGAAGUCAAAACGCUUCAGCUGAUGUCGACCAAGGAGAAUUUGCUCGAGAAAAACUUAAGGCAGAGGCAUUGUUGAAUUCUUUACAAAUGGUUACAAGAACCACACAUCCGUUAUCACGAAUUUUUGAUUUUGCACAGGAAGACUUGGAAUUGAUGACGAAAGAACUGGAAAAAUGGCGAAGUGAAACAAAAAAGUAUGAAGCAUUGCUAAAAGAUAAGGAAGCUCAAGGAAUUGGUGAUACACAGAAGUUAACAAACGUUUUAAACAAGUUGGACGAUGAAGUUUCGGAUAUGCGUGCAGCAGUUCGUUCAGCAAAAUCAAGGAUUAUCGUUAAUAACGAAAGAAUACAUGGAAUGCUUAAUAAUGUCUAA
Molecule: messenger RNA, 1524 nt
Organism: Necator americanus (New World hookworm)
Lineage: Eukaryota; Metazoa; Nematoda; Chromadorea; Rhabditida; Ancylostomatidae
Exons: 11
Coding region: 1-1524 (507 amino acids)
Biological process (GO): cilium assembly; regulation of microtubule cytoskeleton organization; intraciliary transport
Cellular component (GO): intraciliary transport particle B; ciliary basal body; axoneme
Molecular function (GO): microtubule binding
Source: RefSeq, a predicted model, not a curated record